AUGGGAACGACACCGAAAGUGCGCAUCCUUGUCAUCAACCCCAACACGUCGACACACAUGACCGAGGCACUGAAACCGGUCCUUGAAGAUUUGAAGAUGCCGUCUGUCGAAUACUCAUUCUUCACGUCCCCUACACCGGGCAUUCCAAGUAUCAACUCACCCGAAGACGCGGCCGAGUCGGCAAAGAGCUGUCUACCGUUGCUGGUCCCCCUGCUGCCACACCACGACGCCUUCCUCGUGGCGUGUUACAGCCAACAUCCGCUCGUCACGCAGCUGAAGCGGGAGUGCAAGAGGCUCAUCCGCGCGGCGACGAGCGGGUCCGACGGCCACGGGGCGCGCAAAUACGUCACGGGGAUUUUCGAGGCGAGUGUCCUCGCGAGUCUCGCGGUGACGGACGACGCCGAGGACGACGGGUUCGGGAUCGUAUCGACGGGGAAAGUGUGGGAAAAGGCGCUAAAGACUGCGGUGGAGGAGUUCUUGGGCGAGGCCGGGAACGGGAACGGCGACGCGAAAAAGCCCAGCAGGUUCUACGGCUGCGAAACUACAGGAUUGAAUGCGAGCGAGUUGCACGAUUUGCCUGCCGAGCAGGUGAGGGGGAAGAUGAUGGAGGCGACCAAGAGGGUUUUGAAAAGGGGUCAGUACCAGCACGAAGCUGGAGAGACGACAUCGUCAGGGUCCGCAUCAAGAGUCAAGGCCAUCUGUCUGGGUUGUGCGGGCAUGGUAGGACUCGAGAAUGCAGUGAGGCAGGCCUGUAUAGAAGAACUGGGCCCCGAGGCGGCCAAGGAGGUGUCUAUUGUCGAUGGGGUCAAGGCCGGUGUGGCGUUGCUGUGUUCGUUGGCAAGGACUGGGUUUUGA
Exophiala spinifera is the source of this 855-nucleotide messenger RNA. RefSeq lists its product as uncharacterized. The record is from RefSeq and is a predicted model, not a curated record. NCBI's taxonomy places the organism in Eukaryota, Fungi, Ascomycota, Eurotiomycetes, Chaetothyriales, Herpotrichiellaceae. The transcript has 2 exons. Bases 1 to 855 code for a protein of 284 amino acids.